Messenger RNA from Scatophagus argus, 1314 nucleotides. RefSeq names its product prefoldin subunit 2 (gene pfdn2). Gene Ontology annotation, cellular component: prefoldin complex; cytoplasm. Gene Ontology annotation, molecular function: protein folding chaperone. Lineage: Eukaryota; Metazoa; Chordata; Actinopteri; Scatophagidae. The transcript is spliced from 4 exons. The coding region runs from base 76 to 561 and encodes 161 amino acids. Gene Ontology annotation, biological process: protein folding. The record is from RefSeq and is a predicted model, not a curated record.
AUUUCCACACAGGCACUCUUGUGAACCGACCCUACACAUCCUGCCUGGGGUCCUUCUCAACAACACCCUUCCAAGAUGGCAGCCAACAGUAGCAGCACGGGUAGCAAAUCCAGCAGCAGCGCCGGUGGAAAACAGUCUGGUCCAACAGCCGAACAGGUGGUGGCAACAUUUCAGAGGAUGCGUCAGGAACAGCGCAAUAUGGCUUCUAAAGCCGCAGAGCUGGAGAUGGAUAUCAACGAGCACAGCUUAGUAAUUGACACCCUGAAGGAUGUGGACCCUUCGAGGAAGUGCUUUCGUCUCGUAGGAGGAGUGUUGGUGGAGAGGACGGUGAAAGAAGUUCUUCCAGCCUUGGAAACCAACAAAGAACAGAUCUCCAAAAUAAUCGAAACCAUCAACACACAGAUGCAGACGAAAGGACGGGAGCUCACAGAGUACAGGGAACGCUACAACAUCCGGCUGGUGGGGGAGGGCGAAGGAGAGUCACAAGGCCAGUCAGAGGCACCUUCCAGAGACAGCGAAGGAGGCGGGUCUAAAAGCGGAGCUGGCGUUUUAGUGUCAUAAUUCAUAACAAUGGAACGCAACAGUUUGGCCUUAUGAUUUCUGGAGUACUGAAAACGUAGUUGGAAAUCACAAAAUCUCGGUUCAAAAAUAAAACUUUUCACAGGACAUCUUUUUUUUUGUUUUUGUUUUUGGUUUUUUUUUUUAAGAUUGGUGAGAUUUCUGCUAAACUUAAUGCACUCGUUAUCAAAGUACACUGAUUUCUUAGGGCCCUAAAGUAGGUUGAGCUUUGCAAAGAAUCGCCCUUGCCAAGGCAGCACAGGUCCUGGAAGGCAUUUUGACAACAUGUGUUAUGAGCAUGAACAAGAGAUUAUACUGUAAACAUGUCACAAUAGAUCAAAAUGAAUAUGUCUUUGUUCCUCCUUCUAUGAAACAUUUUAUUCAUGACUCCUAAAACUGUAUUUACACAUAAGAACAUGAACAUAAACAGAAUGUCUGUAGGCUUGUAGUCAUAAUGUUGGUGUGUGGUCAGUUUGUGUUCACUGGUUACUGAGGCGCAUGCUGUGAUGUGAGCAUUCGUUGAUAAGAAGUCAGUGCUAACACCACCCCUGAAUAAUAAAAAAGCCCUGUCAUUGACAACAAAAUAAAAUUGUCUUUUUCUUUCUGAUCUGCAGCACAUGCUUCAGCUACGAGUGUUUAAAUUAAUUUAGGAAAUGCCGCCCAGGACCUGAUGUGUGCUGUUCACACUGUUUGUGUAGUUGUAAGGACAAAAAUGUUUUUGUUGAUGGUCAUUAAUUAAAGAAUGUUUAAAUUGUG